Molecule: messenger RNA, 1879 nt
Organism: Drosophila albomicans
Lineage: Eukaryota; Metazoa; Arthropoda; Insecta; Diptera; Drosophilidae
Product: DDB1- and CUL4-associated factor 11
Exons: 7
Coding region: 76-1620 (514 amino acids)
Biological process (GO): proteasome-mediated ubiquitin-dependent protein catabolic process
Cellular component (GO): Cul4-RING E3 ubiquitin ligase complex
Molecular function (GO): protein binding
Source: RefSeq, a predicted model, not a curated record
UCGACAAAUUAUCUACAAACAAAAUAGAGAAUUGGAACAUUCAGUAUCAUUUCGUUGUUAGUUUAUAACUUUAGAAUGGGUAAUGCAUUGCAAUUCCCAAGUGACGACGAGGAUGUUUGGGAGUUCCCCGAGGACUACGAUGUGAUAAAUUUUAAUGUCGACGCAAUGGACGUGCAAUUGCGACGUCCAAAUUACAUACCAAACAAGCUGCCUGUAAUUCUAAACAAACCAAAUCUGGACAAAUUUCAAAAAACAGACAUGUAUAAAGAAAUAAAGGCACGCAGCAGUUUGAUUAAUAAGAAAUCGCGAGAACAACGCUGGAAUCUGUUGAACGCGCUGCAACAGCGUGAAAAUGGAAUUACAGCGCCUGGUUAUUCAUCAUUCUCGCCCAGUCAACAGCGCUUCUUGUCCAACUUCUAUAUACCCAAUCAGAAGGCAAUGCGACUGAUGUCUUUGGACGCCAAAGUGUUUGUCUCCAAGUUCAAUAAAAGCGGCAGCAAACUGUUAACAGCAUGUCAAGAUGGCUUUGUGAGGAUUUACGAUGGCUCCAAAGGCACUUACCACUUGAUCAAUCGUAUUAACGCACGUGACGUACAAUGGAGCAUUACCGAUGCUGAUUUCAGUCCGAAUGGACAGCACUUUGCCUACUCCACCUGGUCACGCUCAUUCUACAUCAUGCCCGUGAAUGGCACCGACGACGACUGUCAGUGGAUCGAUGUGGACGAUACGUCUAGCAGUCGUGUGGCUAUCUUUUCACUGCGCUAUUCGCCCACUGGCGAUAAGAUCAUUGGUGGCAGUGGAAAUUCUACGGUUAUUAUUGGUGAUGUUGCCACGCGUGCCACACAAAUCUUACGCACUCAUCGCGCGCCUGAUAUUGAUGUGAAUGCUGUUAGCUUUGUGAAUGACAAGGAUCCCAAUAUUAUCAUUGCUGGCUGUGAUGAUGGCCUUCUGAAAGUAUUCGAUUUGCGUACGUCAUUUCGUUCUCGUUAUCUAAACAAAUCCGUGCUAUCAUUUAUUGGGCAUUAUGACGGCAUAACGUACAUUGAUCCCCGCAACGAUGGUUAUCAUGUGUUGUCUAAUUCCAAGGACCAAAGCAUUAAGAUCUGGGACAUGCGCCUACCCAACAGUCACCGUAAUCGUCCGGCUUCUCGCUCACAUCUGAAUUCGAAGGCCAGGUGGGAUUAUCGCUGGGAUCGCGUGCCACGCGAAUUUUAUAAUCCACACAAAGCGCUCGAUGGCGACAGCAGCAUUAUGACUUAUCGUGGCCACCGUGUGAGCAAAACUCUGCUUCGCGCCAAGUUCUCGCCUGCGGAGCAAACUGGCCAGCGUUUCAUUUAUACCGGUUGUGCUACAGGUCGUAUUAUAAUUUACGAUGUGCUUACGGGCAAAAUUCGUGAGGCUAUCGAGGGGCAUCGCAAUGUUAUACGUGAUUUGGAUUGGCACCCAGUGCGGUCCGAGAUUGUGUCCAGCUCGUGGGAUUCACAUGUGCAUCUGAACAACUUUAAGAGGAAUAUGGCUCCAGUGUCGCAUAAGCGACGUCGUAGCUCCGCGCGAGAUAAUUUGCCAUUGCGGCGGUCGCGUCGCCUGGCUAACAGAUCGGAUUCAACUAGCAGAGCAUAAUGUUUUGUAAACAUACUGUAUAGGAUACACAUUACAAUUAACGUUAGUUUAACACUACUAUUACUUUGGCUAUGCAAAUGGAAUCAAUACAUAAGUUUUAAAUUACAAAUGGAAUCAAUUUAUAAGUUUAAGUUACCACACGCGCUAAACACCUGUAAGCUGUAAACCAAAACACAAAAGUCCCUCUUGGUUCAAUGAACAAGACUGAAGACACGGCACACAGAAGAGAGAGAGCAGAAGAGGGAGCGCUGUUGAUUCG